Molecule: messenger RNA, 1677 nt
Organism: Prosopis cineraria
Lineage: Eukaryota; Viridiplantae; Streptophyta; Magnoliopsida; Fabales; Fabaceae
Product: sorting nexin 1
Exons: 11
Coding region: 198-1409 (403 amino acids)
Cellular component (GO): endosome
Molecular function (GO): phosphatidylinositol binding
Source: RefSeq, a predicted model, not a curated record
AGCGAUUCUUCGCGGUUGCUUGCUGCGGGCAAAGAAGCAAUAACUAAUUUAUCUUGUUGGUCGUUAAACUCGUGCUGCCUCGUCUGCCUAAACUCACCGCCCAACUCGGAGAGUUUUUCCCGUCAUCCACAGCUGCUGAGUCACCCGCCUCACGUUCUGAUUCUCCCACUGGAGAAUUUUCACCCUCGUCGCCCAAGAUGACCAUGAAUCCCACGAACGCAAGUCUCUCCGGCUCGAUGCAGAGCCCUAGAUCUCAGUCUUCGCAGCCCUUCCUAUCUGUCUCAGUCACCGAUCCGGUUAAGCUCGGUAAUGGCGUCCAAGCAUAUAUCUCCUACCGCGUCAUCACCAAAACAAAUUUUCCUGACUACCAGGGACCUGAGAAGAUUGUCAUCCGACGCUACAGUGACUUUGUUUGGUUGCGUGAUCGUCUUUUUGAAAAGUACAAAGGCAUAUUCAUUCCACCUCUUCCAGAGAAAAGUGCUGUAGAGAAAUUCCGUUUUAGUGCUGAAUUUAUUGAGAUGAGGCGUCAAGCAUUGGAUAUAUUUAUAAACAGGAUUGCAUCACAUCAUGAGCUCCAGCAAAGUGAAGAUCUAAGGACCUUUUUGCAGGCAGAUGAAGAGACAAUGGAGAGAUUUAGGGCCCAUGAGAGUGGUAUAUUCAAGAAGAAGCCAGCUGAUUUAAUGCAGAUUUUUAAGGAUGUGCAGUCUAAAGUGAGUGAUGUUGUCCUUGGGAAAGAGAAGCCAGUGGAAGAAUCAACUCCUGAAUAUGAAAAGAUGAAACAUUACAUUUUUGAGCUUGAAAACCACUUGGCUGAAGCUCAAAAACAUGCAUAUCGACUUGUGAAGAGACACAGAGAGUUGGGACAAUCACUUUCAGAUUUUGGGAAAGCAGUGAAACUUCUUGGUGAUUGUGAAGGAAAUUCUCUUGGAAAGGCAUUCUCUGAACUAGGGAUGAAGUCUGAGACUUUAUCAAUGAAGCUGCAAAAGGAGUCUUAUCAAAUCUUGAUGAAUUUUGAGGAACCUCUGAAAGAUUAUGUCCGUGCGGUGCAAUCUAUCAAGGCAACUAUAGCAGAGAGAGCCAAUGCGUUCAGGAGACAAUGUGAGCUAGCUGAAACUAUGAAGUUGAAGGAGAUUAAUCUCGACAAGCUCACGCUGACACGAUCUGAUAAAGUGGCAGAAGCACAACAUGAAUAUAAUGAGUUGAAGGUAGAGAGUGAACAAGCAGCAAAGACAUUUGAAACAAUUGUUAGAUUAAUGAACGAAGAGAUAGUGCGUUUUCAGGAACAGAAAACUAAAGAUAUGGGGAUUGCUUUUCAUGAAUUUGCCAAAGGCCAGGCACGCCUUGCAAAUGGCAUUGCUGAUGCAUGGAGAAGUUUGAUUCCAAAACUGGAAGCUUGUUCCUCCUCGUAGUCAACUUCUCCACGAACCCUCCGAAGCAGAGGCGCAGUACCUCACAGCUGCUUAAAGGGUUUCAAAGUCGCAGAGACAGCUUGGGAAAAACUUGCUUUUUGGGGCCAUCGCAAGACACUACUAUGUUUUGGCUUUUGCGUGUCAUCGCUGCUUUUUUAUCGGUACAAAUUACACUUCUUGUGUCCGGGAUGUGAUUGUCUUACCACUUAUGUACAAAUUUCAAACUAGAGUUAAGAACAUGAUCAUCUUUAGAAUGGUUCUCCUCCAA